Zophobas morio is the source of this 1729-nucleotide messenger RNA. Its product is annotated as sensory neuron membrane protein 1-like. Gene Ontology annotation, cellular component: cytoplasm; membrane. Gene Ontology annotation, molecular function: scavenger receptor activity. Bases 1 to 1698 code for a protein of 565 amino acids. The record is from RefSeq and is a predicted model, not a curated record. The transcript has 8 exons. Lineage: Eukaryota; Metazoa; Arthropoda; Insecta; Coleoptera; Tenebrionidae.
AUGAAACCGAUUCGUCGGAAAGACUUGUUGUUUUUACUUUUUCCUAAGUUGCGUUUAGUUAAGUUCUCUUUUGAUUCGUUGAAGUGUUUGUACGGUUGUUGUCAGAAGAGGAAAGAAUUUAAUAAGAAGAAAAUGCGGUUGCCGAUUAAAAUUGCUAUUGGGUGUACGAUAGGGGCUGUCGUUAUUAUUAUUUUUGGAUUUAUUGCGUUUCCUAAAAUGAUUAAAGGGAAAGUGAAAAAAAUGGUAAACUUAGAUAAAGAUAGCGAAAUUAGGAAAAUGUUUGUCAAAGUUCCAUUCGGUUUAGAUUUUAAAGUUUAUAUGUUCAACGUAACAAAUCCUAUGGAGAUUCAAAAUGGUGCUAUACCUGCAGUCCAAGAAGUUGGUCCUUUUUGUUUUCAGGAAUGGAAAGAAAAAGUUGAUGUCAGUGACAUCGAUGACGAAGAUAUGAUGUUGUACAAAGCUAAAGACACAUUUUACAGAGCAGAUGGGCCAGGUUGUCUUGAUGGAAGUCAAAUGAUGACAAUACCGCACCCCUUAAUACUGGGUAUGGUCAACGCAGUUACUAGAACCAAACCAGGAAUGUUAAAUUUAGUCAGUAAAGCUAUUAAUUCCAUUUAUCGAAAUCCUAACUCAAUAUUUUUAACGGCCAAAGCUAUGGACAUUCUGUUCGACGGUGUGCUAAUUCAUUGCGACGUUAAAGACUUUGCCGGAAAAGCAGUGUGUACACAACUUAAGGAGUCUCCAGAUUUAAGACAUGUUACAGAUGACGACUUGGCUUUCUCUUUUAUGGCUCCUAAAAAUGGAACUCCAGGCAAAACAUUCAAGGUCUUAAGAGGGGUCAAAACCAAUCAUGAUGUAGGAAGAAUUCUUGAAUAUGACGAUAAGAAAGAAAUGGAAGUAUGGCCAACAAAAGAAUGUAAUCAAUACCAAGGCACUGAUGGAACUGUUUUUGCACCUUACCUAACGAAGGAAGAAGGUCUAGCUUCUUUUGCUCCAGAUUUAUGCAGGUCACUAGUUGCUGUCUACAGUGGAGAUACCAAAUACGAUGGUAUUCCCGUUAGGAUAUAUACGGCUACAUUAGGUGACAUGUCUAAAAAUCCCGACGAAAAAUGCUACUGCCCAACACCUGAAACAUGUCUAAAGAAAGGCAUGAUGGAUUUAUUUAAAUGUGUCGGAGUUCCUAUUUAUGUCUCUUUGCCCCAUUUCUAUGAAUCUGACGAAAGUUACCUUAGAGGAAUUAAAGGCCUCAACCCAAAUAAGAAGGAACAUGGAAUUCAGAUUCUAUUUGAAUCGAUGACUGGAGGUCCUGUGGCGGCAGCAAAACGACUUCAGUUCAAUAUGCCUUUAGAACCAAACGAAAAAGUGCAAAUAUUUAACAAGUUGCCCAAUACGGUUUUACCUCUGUUUUGGGUCGAAGAGGGAGUGAAAUUGAAUAACACAUUUACGGCUCCCUUAAAAUCACUCUUCAAGAUACUGAAAAUAGUGAAAAUAGUAAAAUGGGUUGUUUUGGUAGGUUGUCUAGGAGGUUUAGGUGCAGCAGGCUAUCUCUUUUUUUCAAAAAAAGGAGAAGCAAAUAUUACACCAGUUCAUAAAGUAAAACCUGCUGAAACAAAUGGAGUUAGCACGAUUGGAAGCGCUGGUUUUGGUGGUCAAGUGAACCAUGCGAUGUCGGACAAUGAAAUAAAUGAAAAAUAUUGACAUUUUUUUUAGAAAAUCUUUUAAUUAUGUA